AUCACUUUAACCCUCCCUAUUCAAGCACAGCCUUCUCUACCCCCCCAGCUUUCCAGUCUUAUACCCGGGCGUUGGCCCCUAGUUUCUACACGAAGCAGGAAACCCAGAUCUGUGACCACUUUAAGGCAAUUAGCCGCCAGACACCUUAAUCUCUUACCCAAUUUGUCCACUCCUAUUGAUGCACGCUUUGCUACCGUCCCUGCCAAAUCAGAGUUUGCGGCGUUCAACUUGAUGCAGCCUUCAGACGGUAAUCGUCAGGCGGAGUUUUUGAACCCAUUCGGGGUUUCAGAUAGAGAGCAGCGUCCACAUUCUUCCGACUCAGGACGCCUGAGUCCAUCCUCACCAUUCGACAUGGCCGCCGCACUUUCGCCAGACAGGCUGAUGGUGCACAACAAUCCGUCCCGGACGUCACAGUCUAUCGACGGCGAGACGCUUCGUCCGCGAGCAGACUCUACUAUCUCCAGUGCAGACACUGCCGUCAGAUCCAGGGCCAACUCGGAGUUGAGCGCUGUUCCGACCAAGGUCGCCUAUGACGAUGUCUCGCUGUCCGACGCGCUGAAUCCGGAUCCGCGGACGGAGGACGACUUCAUCGUCCAAGACAACAAAUUCGCCUUCUCUCCCGGCCAGCUUAACAAGAUGCAGAACCCGAAGUCGCUGGCAGCGUUUCACGCCCUGGGUGGUCUGCCCGGGCUGGAACGGGGCUUGCGGACGGACCUGGCCUCGGGCUUGUCCGUGGAUGAGACUUGCCUGGAGGGUACUGUGAGUUUCGACGAAGUGACUUCCUCUCCUGGCUAUGGUUCUGCGAAGCACCAGCACCAGCAACAACACCAUGAGAAAGAGCAGCAACCAUCGCACUCCUCGCCAGAGCUUGCUCACCAUGCCGCAUCAGGCUCGGAUGCGCAGUUUCAGGACCGUAUCCGCGUUUUCAGCCAGAAUAGACUGCCGGCCCGCAAGUCGACAGGCUUUCUGACGUUGUUCUGGCGUGCCUACAAUGACAAAAUCAUCAUUCUGCUGACCAUUGCCGCCGUCGUCUCGUUGUCACUCGGUAUCUAUGAGACAACCAGCGAGGGGAGUGGUGUCGACUGGAUUGAAGGCGUGGCGAUCUGUGUGGCGAUCCUGAUCGUCACGAUCGUGACGGCUGCAAACGACUGGCAGAAGGAGAGACAGUUUGCGAAGCUCAACAAAAGAAACAACGACCGAGAAGUCAAGGCCCUCCGCUCGGGUAAGGUCUCCAUGAUCUCCAUCUUCGACAUCACGGUGGGAGAUGUUCUGCAUCUCGAACCGGGUGACUCUAUCCCUGCGGACGGAGUGCUCAUUUCGGGUCAUGGGGUGAAAUGUGACGAGUCUUCUGCGACCGGAGAAUCGGACCAGAUGAAGAAAACCGAUGGAUAUGAGGUUGGAAGACACUUCACAGCUGGUACUGCGACCAAGAAACUUGAUCCUUUCAUGAUCUCAGGCAGCAAGGUGCUUGAGGGAGUGGGAACCUAUUUGGUGACGAGUGUUGGGCCCUACUCGACUUAUGGACGGAUUUUGCUGUCCCUGCAAGAGUCGAACGAUCAAACUCCGCUUCAAGUCAAAUUGGGCAAGCUUGCCAAUUGGAUCGGUUGGUUGGGCUCAGGGGCUGCAAUCAUCCUUUUCUUUGCCCUCUUCUUCCGUUUCGCUGCCGACCUCCCACACAACAAUGGCUCACCCGCCGUCAAGGGCAAAGAGUUCGUCGACAUCCUGAUUGUGGCUGUCACAGUCAUUGUUGUUGCCAUUCCUGAGGGUCUUCCACUUGCUGUAACUCUUGCUCUCGCCUUUGCCACGACCCGCAUGGUCAAGGAGAACAACCUGGUCCGCGUUCUUCGCGCCUGUGAGACAAUGGGCAAUGCGACUGUCAUCUGUUCGGACAAGACAGGAACGCUCACUCAGAACAAGAUGACAGUUGUCGCGGGUACGCUGGGCACUAGGAGCUUCAGUCAGAACGUGGAAGAAAGUGUCCCAGGCUCCACGGCAGCCGAGCUGUUCAAGCAAAGCUCCAGCCAGCUGCGCGGUCUAGUCACCAAGAGCGUUGCACUGAACUCUACUGCCUUCGAGGAGGAGAAAGAUGGACAGAAGCAGUUCAUUGGCAGCAAGACCGAAGUGGCAUUGCUACAACUCGCAAAAGACCAUCUCGGCAUGGAUGUGACGCUCGAACGGGCUUCGGCGGAAAUUGUUCAACUCUUUCCUUUCGACUCUGCUCGCAAGUGCAUGGGGGUGGUCUAUCGAGAGCCAGCCUUUGGUUAUCGUCUCCUUGUCAAAGGUGCUGCCGAGAUCAUGGCGGGUGCUUGCGCCACCCAAAUCACCGACAAUUCCACUAGUAAAGACGGUCUCAGCAUCGAUUCGCUACACGAAGAUGACAAGCAGAAUAUGUAUGCUUUGAUCGAAUCUUAUGCAGGCCAAUCGCUGCGGACAAUCGGGAUGGUGUACCGCGACUUCCCAAGCUGGCCUCCCCACGGUGUCAGACGUAUGGAAGACGAGCCCGAAGCCGCAGUAUUCGAAGAUGUCUUCCAGGACAUGACCUGGAUCGGCGUGGUGGGUAUUCAGGACCCUCUCCGCCCCGAAGUUCCAGCUGCUAUCCGCAAGUGUCAUGCGGCAGGCGUCCAAGUCAAGAUGGUCACUGGUGACAACCUUGUCACUGCCAGUGCAAUUGCUUCCUCGUGUGGCAUCAAGACUGAAGAUGGGAUCGUCAUGGAGGGCCCCAAGUUUCGCCAACUCUCCGACGAGGAGAUGGAUCGAGUUAUCCCUCGACUUCAGGUGCUGGCACGCUCAUCACCCGAGGAUAAACGGAUCCUGGUUGCUCAGCUCAAGAAACUCGGCGAAACAGUUGCUGUUACUGGGGAUGGCACGAACGACGGACCGGCUCUCCGGACAGCUGAUGUUGGCUUUUCCAUGGGCAUUGCAGGCACGGAAGUCGCCAAGGAGGCUAGUUCCAUUGUCUUGCUUGACGACAACUUCAAGUCGAUCGUCACUGCUAUCGCUUGGGGUCGCGCUGUCAACGACGCUGUUGCCAAGUUCCUGCAGUUCCAGAUCACGGUCAACAUCACGGCCGUCAUCUUGACCUUUGUGUCUUCGCUGUCCAGCAGCGACAACCAGAGUGUUCUAAAUGCGGUGCAGCUCCUCUGGGUGAAUCUGAUCAUGGACACCUUUGCCGCGCUUGCCUUGGCCACCGAUGCGCCGACAGAGAAGAUCCUCGAUCGGAAGCCGGUGGCUAAGAGUGCGUCUUUGUUCACUGUGAUCAUGUGGAAGAUGAUCUUGGGCCAGGCCAUCUAUCAACUUGCCAUCACCUUUAUGCUUUACUUCGGUGGGAAGCAAAUCAUCGGCUCCCAGCUUGGCAGUAAAAACCCUGAGCUGGUUCUAGAUACGAUCGUGUUCAACACGUUUGUUUGGAUGCAGAUUUUCAACGAAUUCAACAACCGACGACUCGACAAUAAGCUCAAUAUCUUCGAAGGCAUGUUCCGCAACUACUGGUUCCUCGGAAUCAACUGCAUCAUGGUCGGUGGCCAGAUCAUGAUUAUCUUUGUUGGCGGAGAUGCUUUUGGAGUGACCAGGCUCAACGGGAUCCAAUGGGCCAUUUGCAUCAUCUGCGCCCUGGGCUGUUUGCCCUGGGCGGUUGUUCUGCGCAUCAUCCCCGACAGACCCUGUGAGAUUGCGCUUGACUUUGCCGUGCGCUGCAUCAAGUUUGUCACAGACCCUAUUACUCGGGGACUGAGAUGGCUAGCAGAGAGUGUCAAGUCUGCAGUGCAGCCUCUGGCCCGAGCAGCCAAGCGCGGGUUGUCCCGGGGGAAGAAUGGGAACACUGCUGAAGCUGGCCUACCGGACGAAGAGGCGGGCGCGACGUCGAUGCAGGAUCUCAAACGCGAGUCGACUCCUGAGGCACCCACGACCACAGUUCCAGUGCCUCCAAUUACCAUCACGACCUCCUAAUGAAGUUUACGAAACAACGACUGAUAGAGCCAGCAUAUACUGAGCUUCUAUUUCUCUUCUGCUAUGUUUGAUUAUGGGUGGGCUGGGGUGUUUUACUGUACUUUACACAUGUACUUUAGGCGGGUGGCCUUUUGCUUUAGCGUUGCGAGAUAUUCCCUGUAUAAUAGAGACAUUUGAUACCUAGAGUGAAGCUCAGCAAUGAAUCUCGG
This is a messenger RNA of Aspergillus homomorphus CBS 101889, 4154 nucleotides long. RefSeq names its product putative calcium-translocating P-type ATPase(PMCA-type) (gene pmcB). Gene Ontology annotation, cellular component: intracellular membrane-bounded organelle; membrane. The record is from RefSeq and is a predicted model, not a curated record. Gene Ontology annotation, biological process: calcium ion transmembrane transport; intracellular calcium ion homeostasis. Gene Ontology annotation, molecular function: ATP hydrolysis activity; ATP binding; P-type calcium transporter activity. NCBI's taxonomy places the organism in Eukaryota, Fungi, Ascomycota, Eurotiomycetes, Eurotiales, Aspergillaceae. The coding region runs from base 352 to 3945 and encodes 1197 amino acids. The transcript has 5 exons.